AUGUCAGGAUUAGAAAUUGCUGCAGCUGCCGUUCUUGGUAGUCAGUUAUUAGAAGCCAAAUAUUUAAUUUCCGAUGAUGUACUGUUGGCCAAAACAGUUGCUCUUAAUGCACUUCCAUAUUUAUGGAAAGCCUCCAGGGGUAAAGCUUCAUAUUGGUAUUUCUUUGAAAAAUCAGUAUUUAAAAAUCCAAAUAAUAAAGCAUUGGCAUUUCCAAGACCAAGAAAGAAUGCACCACCACCAAAGGUUGAUGAUGAAGGAUUUCAAAUUUAUGACGAUCAAUUUGACCUAGAAGAAUAUACCUAUAAGGAAUUGUAUGACAUGGUUUUGAAAUACUCUUACAUUUUGAAACAUGAAUAUGGUGUUACUGCAAAUGAUACUAUUGGUGUUUCUUGUAUGAAUAAACCACUUUUCAUUGUUUUAUGGUUGGCCUUAUGGAAUAUUGGUGCCUUGCCAGCAUUUUUGAAUUUCAACACCAAAGAUAAACCAUUGAUUCACUGUCUUAAAAUUGUCAAUGCUAGUCAAGUUUUCGUUGAUCCUGAUUGUGAUGCUCCAAUCAAAGAUACUGAAUCUCAAAUUAAAGAGGAAUUACCACAUGUUAGAAUAAAUUACAUUGAUGAAUUUGCUUUGUUUGAUAGAUUAAGACUCAAGUCUACUCCAAAAUACAGAGCUGAAGAUAGUACUAGAAGACCAACAGAUACCGAUUCUUCCGCCUGUGCGUUGAUCUAUACAUCAGGUACCACUGGUUUACCAAAAGCAGGUAUCAUGUCUUGGAGAAAAGCAUUCAUGGCUUCUGUUUUCUUUGGCCAUAUUAUGAAAAUUAAGAAUGAUUCCAAUGUUUUAACAGCUAUGCCAUUGUAUCAUUCAACAGCUGCUAUGUUGGGUUUGUGUCCUACUUUAAUUGUUGGUGGUUGUGUUUCUGUUUCUCAAAAAUUCUCAGCCACUUCAUUCUGGACUCAAGCUAGAUUAUGUGGUGCCACACAUAUUCAAUAUGUUGGUGAAGUUUGUCGUUAUUUGUUAAACUCAAAACAUCACCCAGAUCAAGAUAGACACAAUGUUAAAAUUGCCUAUGGUAAUGGAUUACGUCCAGAUAUAUGGUCUGAAUUCAAGAGAAGAUUCCACAUUGAAGGUAUUGGGGAAUUUUAUGCAGCUACUGAAUCUCCAAUUGCCACUACAAACUUACAAUACGGUGAAUAUGGUGUAGGUGCCUGUCGUAAAUAUGGUUCACUUAUUAGUUUAUUGUUAUCUACCCAACAAAAAUUGGCCAAGAUGGAUCCAGAAGAUGAAAGUGAAAUUUAUAAGGAUCCAAAAACUGGAUUUUGUGUUGAAGCUGCAUAUAAUGAACCUGGUGAAUUGUUGAUGAGAAUUUUAAAUCCUAAUGAUAUUCAAAAAUCAUUCCAAGGUUAUUAUGGUAACAAAUCUGCUACCAAUAGCAAAAUUCUCACGAAUGUUUUCAAAAAAGGAGAUGCUUGGUAUAGAAGUGGUGACUUGUUGAAAAUGGAUGAACAUCAAUUGUUGUAUUUUGUUGAUAGAUUGGGUGAUACCUUCCGUUGGAAAUCAGAAAAUGUUUCAGCAACUGAAGUUGAAAAUGAGUUGAUGGGAUCUAAAGCAUUGAAACAAUCUGUUGUUGUUGGUGUUAAAGUUCCAAAUCACGAAGGUAGAGCUUGUUUUGCUGUAUGUGAAGCAAAAGAUGAUUUAACUCAUGAAGAUAUUUUGAAAUUGAUUCAUGGACAUGUUACUAAAUCGUUACCAGUUUAUGCACAACCUGCAUUCAUUAAAAUCGGAUCCAUUGAAGCUUCUCAUAAUCAUAAAGUUCCAAAGAAUCAAUUUAAGAAUCAAAAAUUACCAAAAGGUGAAGAUGGUAAAGACUUGAUUUACUGGUUGAAUGGUGAUAAAUAUCAAGAGUUGACUGAAGAGGAUUGGUCUUUGAUCUGUACUGGUAAAGCCAAAUUGUAA
Molecule: messenger RNA, 1953 nt
Organism: Candida tropicalis MYA-3404
Lineage: Eukaryota; Fungi; Ascomycota; Pichiomycetes; Serinales; Debaryomycetaceae
Gene: FAT1
Product: long-chain fatty acid transporter
Exons: 1
Coding region: 1-1953 (650 amino acids)
Molecular function (GO): long-chain fatty acid transmembrane transporter activity; long-chain fatty acid-CoA ligase activity
Source: RefSeq, a predicted model, not a curated record